This is a messenger RNA of Didymodactylos carnosus, 1263 nucleotides long. Lineage: Eukaryota; Metazoa; Rotifera; Eurotatoria; Philodinida; Philodinidae. The record is from the annotation of a GenBank genome assembly.
AUGAGUACAACGGUAAUAGCAGUGCCAAAAAAUGUAGAAGGAAGUAAACAAAGUACUGAUGCGACAAAUUUGAAAAAGAAAAAAGUGAAACAAUCAUCAUUUUGUAGUAAAUUAGCAUGUACCGGCAAGAAAAAGUCUGUUUUAAACAAUGAUGAAAUUAUUCGUGCAGCUGAUCAUUAUCUUCAAGCAUUAUUUAAUCAACAGCAAUUUAGCGGUUCAGUUCUAAUAGCCAAAGAUGGUGAAAUAUUAUUAAUAAAAGGGUACGGAUGUGCUGAUUAUACGUCUUCACUAGGUAAUAAUUCGCAAACCGUAUUUCGUAUUGGUUCUGUGACAAAACCAUUUACAGCCACAAUUGUUAUGAAACUUUAUGAAUUGAAUUUGUUAAGUUUAAAUGAUCCAUUAUCAAAAUAUGUGCCUGAUUUUGCAAAUGGAGAACAAAUAAAAAUCAAACAUUUGGUAUCGAAUACAUCGGGAAUAAUCGAUUAUACAGAAACGUCAAUAUUUAUGGAAUCAUUAGAGAAAAAUCUGCCUAUCGAUCGUGUCAUCGAUAUUUUUAGAAAUGAACCAUUACAGUUCACACCCGGCUCAAAAUAUGCAUAUUCAAACUCGAAUUUUAUUUUACUUGGAAAUAUUAUUGAAAAGGUGACAGGCAAAAGUUACGAAGAAAAUCUAUAUAAAUUUAUACUUGAACCAUGUUGUAUGAACGAUUCUGGAUAUGACUGCGAUCAUGAUACGUCUACUCCAAAACAACAAAUAGUUGAUUCGAAUAUAACUGAACAAAAACAAACAGAGUUAAUACUUGAAACAAAACCUCAUGAACCAUUGGUCAAAAAAACAAAACGAGCUUGUGGUUAUAUAUGUCAUACAGAUCCAGAUGGGUUAGGGACAUGUCGUUUCAUUGAUAUGAGUUUAGCACGUGCGGCUGGUGGUAUAUACAGUACCGUUGAAGAUUUGUAUAAAUUUGAUCGUUGUUUAUAUAAUGAAACAAUAUUGAGAAGAGCAACAAAAAAAGUUAUGUUCAAACCCGUGAAAGAAGAUUAUGCACUCGGAUGGAGAAUAGAACAUCCCGGAUCAAGAUUACCGUGGUUACGACAUUUAUGUAUAGCACACGAGGGUGAAAUAUUUGGAUUUAUGUCAGCAAUGGCACGUUUUCCGAAGGAUAAUGCUUUCAUCGCCGUAUUAAGCAAUUUUGAGCAUACAGAUAUAGCAAAGAUCAGGAGAGAUUUAACAGAUAUUCUUUAUGGACUUUAUCCAAAAGAAUAA